Messenger RNA from Boeremia exigua, 2229 nucleotides. RefSeq lists its product as uncharacterized. The record is from RefSeq and is a predicted model, not a curated record. Gene Ontology annotation, cellular component: chromatin. Gene Ontology annotation, biological process: regulation of transcription by RNA polymerase II. NCBI's taxonomy places the organism in Eukaryota, Fungi, Ascomycota, Dothideomycetes, Pleosporales, Didymellaceae. Gene Ontology annotation, molecular function: RNA polymerase II cis-regulatory region sequence-specific DNA binding; DNA-binding transcription factor activity, RNA polymerase II-specific. The transcript has 7 exons. Bases 61 to 2190 code for a protein of 709 amino acids.
GCACCUAACUUAGUGUUUUUGGCUCGGUGUUCCGAUCUCCAACCAACAUUCUCCAACUCAAUGAAUAUGAUAGCCGAGAAGCCGCACCAGUGCGCGUUCUGCGACAGACGGUUUCGCAAACGGGAGCAUCUUCAGCGGCAUACUCGUACGCACACCAAAGAAAAACCGUACACGUGUCAAUGCGGAUCUUCUUUCGCCAGGCGAGACUUGCUGCAUCGCCAUGAACGGCUGGCCCAUUCGGAUCCUGUCAAUACGCGCACGGAGAGCAAUCGGACCCCAAACUUAGCCAAUCACUGUGAGGCAAGCUCGGCUGAGUCAAGGCGAUCUCCAAAUACAAGGCCACAAACAUACAUAGAUGCAGUCGAGUUGACUGUGGGAACAGUGGAGGAGCAGACAGAACAGGAUCUUGUUGACUCGGCUGCUCAUCGCACCCUACCCUUGCCUCCAGAAUAUCACUAUAUUGCUUCGUCCUUCCUGGAUGCGCCGACUGAGGAGGACGUUUUGUCUCAGUACAAUGACUUCUUUCUUGGCAGUGGCCUCCGAAAAAUUGCUGAAGGUCUUCGCAUGGCGGCCAUUGAAUGUGACGAUGUUGACGAGAACUUGGACCCGAAUAUGAUAACCACCACACUCUAUCCUGAUCAUCCGUUGACCUCACCAGCAGCUGCCAUAUUACGCGAACCAACGACGCCCUCAUUGAAUGUUCUAACCAGUACGAACGCUCCAGGCAGUCUCUGGGAAGAGUACUUGGCCAAAAAUACCAAUUUUGUACCGCCAUCUACCCAGACAUGUCGUCGAUACUUCACAGCAUACCACAAGAAUGGUAGAGUACCCCUGGUUCAUCCGAGCAUCAAACCUGAAAACCUUUCUUUUGCUUUGCGCACCGCAAUGCUUGCGCUAGGAGCACUAUAUCUGUUCGACGACUGCAAAGCGAAGUUGCUUUUUGAGGCUAGCAAGAGUGUUGCUCUUGAUAUCUGGCUCAACCAGCCACUGGAUACUCGUGCGCCGCACUUCAAUGCGUUUUCGCAACUGGGCAGUGCUUUCAUUCUGCUUGCGGAGUUUGUCAAAAUCGAGCAACCUCUUGAUCUUGCAGAGAAGCUUUACGUUUUUCAGAGCAGCCUCCAGUUCUGCCUCAGAGCGGGUACUGGCCACAACGAUGACGCACCUUCAGUCGCUGCUGAGAUGGCUCGACGUACUUCCAGCUUUGGAUACUGUACUUUGGUGAGCCAAAGCCUACUUUUAGGGUUUCCCGUCAUAUCUUUACCUGACGAUAGUUGUCAUCUGAGGCUCCCUUGUCCGCAAACGCUGUGGGAAAGGGCGGAUGAAAGUCCCGAACAACUCGACUCGACGCAUCCUGGUGAUUUUGCUAUUUCUUACUUUAGUAAUUUUCGUCAGCAAACUGGUGCUGAAGAGGUCAUUCCGAAUCCUGCGCCCGAGAAAAUAUUGCUCAUGACCGCGAUCGCUACCCACCGCGUACAGCUAGCGAGAGAAGCGUCACGGCUUACGAAGUCUGAUGAUAUUUUGUGCUCGGAGUACAUACAAUUCGCCCGAGUUGCAAGUCUUCUCUCGAAAAUGGUACACACAACUCAGGAAAUUGCAGAUGGCAGCGUUAGCUGUAAUCUGCUACAAGAUCUUGAGAGCCUUGUCCAUAUCGAGAACAUGCGUAUGUGCUUGUCGACAAGUGGAAGUAGCGUGGGACUAUUCAACACAAAGGACCCGGUCCAGCUUGCAGAGACACUGCAAGACUAUUCGCUGGGAUCUACAGUACCGAUGGACUCGGUUCUACCCAUUGUAGAUGUGUCGAUCGGUAUGCUCGAGUCUCCAGCAAAUACUGGCUUUGCCUUCUUCGUCCGCCUAGAAGCUUCCAGAUGGGCUCUCGAGACAGUGCUCUCGGUUUUUGAAUCUGCUCUCUUUCUCAGCCAAUGGGUCUUACAAAUUUCAGGGGAGGAGUCACUCUGUGAAGCAAGUCGUACACUAUUUGAGCGGGUUCAAAGUGCAAUAGCCAUGGCGUGGUCCUCUUUAGACGACGUGGGCGACGUAAUGACCAGGGGCAACUCUAAGUCACUCGCUUGGUCAAUCCUAACUUUCUGGGGGCGUGUGCUUGAAGCACUGGAGACCAAACCUUUCGCUAGACUAUUAGGGAGGACUCUUGCAGUUCGCUCUCAAUCACUGAUAGAUUUAGUGACAAGAUGAAUAUCAUACUGCUGUGCAAAUAAGCACAGUGGAUCCCAU